This is a messenger RNA of Medioppia subpectinata, 1920 nucleotides long. The record is from the annotation of a GenBank genome assembly. NCBI's taxonomy places the organism in Eukaryota, Metazoa, Arthropoda, Arachnida, Sarcoptiformes, Oppiidae.
AAAGGCGGCGGAGGGUAUCCGACACUAAUCAAGACGAACGGCAAGAACCGGAAGGGCGGAGACAUCAUAAUCCUGGGCGGAGGCGGCGGAGGGUAUGGCAAGAAAAAAAUUAUCAAGAAGAUAAUAGUGCCCAAGUUCAUUCCCGUUCCCAUUAAACAUGAUGAACACGGGGAGAGACAGAUCAUGUCGUCGACACACUCGUCAUCGGCGGACCACUCGAUGGAAACUCCGUUAACGUUAAACUCGUGGCUCAAACACAAGAAGAAUGACUUGAGGCCAGAGGAUCACUGGCUUCACAAUACAAGCGGAACAGUAACACACUCUUCAUCGGCGGACCACUCGAUGGAAACUCCGUUAACGUUAAACUCGUGGCUCAAACACAAGAAGAAUGACUUGAGGCCAGAGGUGAGGAUCACUGGCUUCACAAUACAAGCGGAACAGUUGAUAGACAACGACAACUUCGAGGACGCCAUCCAUUACUACUCGAAGGCCAUCGAGUUGUCGCCCGAGAGCUGUCAUCUCUUCGCCGACCGAUCCUAUGCUCACGAAAUGUGCGGUCAGUUUGCGGCCGCUUUGGCCGACGCCCAGAAGGCCAUCGAUUUGAGCGACGAGUUUGUGGCUAAACAAGAGAAGAAGCGCAAGAAAGAGGCGAAAGACACGACUGAUGGCAAAGAGUACUCGAAAUACAGGAAUAAAAUGAUGUUUUGGAGGAAAGGACGCGCUUUACGGGCGUUGAAUCGGUUCCAGGAGGCCAUCGAUGCGCUCGUUUUGUCCAAAUCGUUGGCCAUUAAGUGUCAGUUCGUCGACAACGAGAUCCGCGACAUUAAACUCCACGUGAUCUGCGCUCUCGGAUACGAUCGGCCGGACGUCGAGGCCAUUGCCGACUCGUUGGACACAAUUGACGCUCUCGUCGACCAAUUGAAGCAAAACAAGCGCUUAAUGAUAACUAACGGCGACGACCCGACUGUGGAUCAGUUGCCGUCCAAUCCAUUCAAAUAUCGAGGACUUUAUGUGAACGGAUUGGCGUCGGUUCUCAAGGAGGAAGAGUUGCAUCAGUUGUUGGAAAGUUGUGGUGAAAUAUUGAGGUGUAAAGUGUACUCCAAUUCACAACAAAGUCGAGCGAUUAUUACCUUUUCGGCGGAACAGUCGGCCCGCGAAGCCAUUCGUAUCAUUUGCUCCAAUAAACACCUGAUUCGCGACGAAUUGCCCGAAAAUCUGGUCAUUCGGUACCGAAAAGGUAUGAUUGAGGGUAUCAUUGAAUCCACAGAAGACCCGCAGAUCGGCUUUAAAAGCGCCCAAAUCGGUGGCGAAUGUUAUAAAUGGCGGACCACUGGAUGCGAUGACGAGGCCUGCGAUGGCUUACAUAUUCCUCUUUGCCAUCAUUUGGAUCAACAAAGCGUUGAGACGGAAGCCGUGAAACGGAAACGAGAACCCAUUGUCUUUGACACUAACUCUUCUGUUAAUUGUGGCAAAAAAGUCAAUUUUAGUGAACGACAAGUGAUUACAUUUGAUCUGAAAGACGAUACAAACGUCACGGAGACUAACGGCUUAACCGUCGCCUCCACUCCAGCGUCCGAUCGAAGCGAUAGAUUGUAUUCUUCCCGAAGAAGUCACAGAAAAUCAAUUCAUUUCGAUAUCGACGCCCCCAAAGAGGAAGACAUGACAUUACCGUUCAGUCCAAUCAGAAUCGACGGUUGCAGUGAUCGUAAGUUCGUUCGUUUGAGUACAUCUAAGUCGGGAACCGUUGACAAUGACUUGACUUCAACGCCAAAAGUGAUGUCAAGCGAAAGGAAACGUAUUGUCUUCGACAUAAAAGACGAUGAGAUGACUACUGAUAGCGUUAACGACACUACGUUUACAUCGAUAAAACCCCGUCACAAAUGCUCGCCUCCCAUAACACCCACCGCUCCUAAUGAUAGG